UUUGUAAUACGGAUGUCACGAAAAAAACUCGAGUUAUGUUAUGAAUCCCAUGUAAAAAUCACAUCAUAAUAAAAUCACUAUCGUCCAGAGAACAUCAGCGAAAAUGCAAUAAUUUGUGAAAUAUUUUGCGUGUGAAUGUCUUGUGUUUUGCAUAUGUAAAUGUUUUUCGCUGAAUUGCAUACUUAGUCGGCAAUUUACAAAUAAAAAAUGCCACCAAUUACAAGAAAUCAGUUGAGAAGAAAUUAUCAAACUGAACCAUAUUCCAAGGACAGUCGCCAUACAGAAAAGCGAACAGCUUUAGUGGAUUUAGUUGCAAAUAAUGGCUCUAAGAAGUAUGUUACCAGGUCAGAAUCAAAAAAAAUAGAAGAAAGGGUUUUCAAUAAAAAUGAUAAUAUUUCAAAUACAAAAAUUGAAAAAAAAAAUAAAAUUUCUCAAAAUAAAGUAGACAUAAUAAAAUCUGUUGUCGAGAAAAUAUCCGAGACAAGAUUAUUAAAUUCAAAAGAUGUUUGUUCAUCAUCUUUGGAUAAUUCAAAAGAUAGCACUUUAUAUCAAUCGGCUGUUGAAGAAUCAAUUGAUUCUAAAUUACAAAGAAAAUCUGAUGAAUUGUUUCUAUCCGCUACUGAAAGUAGCCUCAGUAGUAGUACAGCUCUAGUGAACAGUAAUAGUUCAGAAUUAUAUGAAUCUGCUAUUCAAGAAAUUGUUACUUCUAAUAAAGAAGUAGAAGAAGAAGAAGAAAUUUUUGAAAUAGAUCAGACCAGUUGGAAUAACUUUGUUUUUGUAGGAUGUUAUGCAAGAGAUAUUUUUAAGUAUCUUAGGAAUAGAGAAGAACAAUUUGUUAUUACUGACUAUAUAAGUGACCAAAGUGAAUUAACCCCUAGACAUCGAGCGAUUGUUGUUAACUGGUUAGUCAAUCUUCAAGAAAAUUUUGGUUUAAAUCAUGAAGUAUUAUAUAUGGCUGUUAAAUUAAUUGAUUUAUACUUAAUAAAAAACGAAACACCCAAAGAUAAAUUCCAACUACUUGCAUCAGCUGCUUUAUUAUUGGCUAGUAAGAUUGAUGAGAGAGAACCAGGGUUGCCUUAUGAUUUAGUCAAACAAAGCAGGUUUAUAUUUACAGAGGAUGAAUUAUUUGUUACAGAAAGAACACUUUUUAAAGCUUUAAAUUUUGACAUAAAUGUUCCAAUGUCUUAUUGUUUUUUAAGACGUUUUGCACGAUGUAUGCAAGUACCAAUGGUGAUGCUAACAUUAGCAAGGUAUAUUCUAGAACGUUGUCUCAUGGAGUAUAGUUUUGUAACAAUUAAAGACUCACUUAAAGGCGCAUCAGCACUAUACUUAGCUUUUCAAAUGUGUUCAAAGCCACUCAAUCAUACUGAGUUUUAUAAGUACACGGGAUAUUAUGUACAUGAUAUCAAAGGUACAGUGAUUGCUUUGAAUAAUAUGUUACAUACAGAACAUACAGGUUUAACUACCAUUAAACAAAAAUAUACUCAUGAGACAUUUUAUAAAGUUGCUCGCAAACCUUUACUUAGCAAUUCUAAACUACAAUUCGACUAAGUCAACUCUAACCUUGGUUUAGUUAUUAAUAACUGUAUUUUUUUUUUUUUUGUUUAUACUUUAUUACUUUUCAUAUUUUUUUAUUUUAUGGGUAUUAAGAAAAACACUUUUUAAAGCAGCACUUCUAGAACUAAAAAAAAUUCCAGUUCAAUGUACAUAAAAUAUUGAUUAAAUAUUCCUUUUAUAACACAAAGCUUAUAUUUUUUGAAGAACAUUGAAGAAAUUAUCUAGUGAUACAUUGUUAAUGUUUUUCUAGUUUUAUAUCUAGAACUAUUAUAACAUAAUUGUAACCUAAUUCACAUGUACUGUAAUUUUUUUUUAUAUACUUGUACAUACAAUCUUAAAAAUUUUCAUUUCGUAUUUUAUAUACAUGUAUAUGUACAUAUUUAUAUUUAUAUAUAUAGCAUGCUUUCAUUUGUGAAAAAAAUGUUCAUAAUAAUCAUUAUAAACAUUUCUUCUAAAAACUUGUAAAGUGUGAAUAUUAUGUUUUAUUUGGUGUUUUUUCUUUUUAUUCUUUAUGAUUAGCUCCUCUGUAGAUAUUCAACUAUAUUAUGAUUAAAAAUGACUGGAAUUUUAAAUGUGUCCUUUGUGUCUAAUGAAUAUUGUAAAACUGCUAUUGUAUUCUAAUUCAUUUUAUAUUGAUAUGUAUUCCAAAUUUUAUAUUGUAUUUUUUAUGUGCAUUAAAUAUUCAGUAAUUUUUUUAAUGUAAAACAACUAUUUAAUUGAUUUUCUUGGUAAUUUUUUAGCAUAUUGUUUAAUCGCUGCCUGGUUAUGUUAUUAAUAUGGUUUUAUUAAAGAUAAAUACUUAAUCUGUGUUAUUUAAUAUGUGUAUAUAUUUCAAAAAUUAAAAUUAUAAAUGAAAAUAAAAUAGGUUUGCA
Molecule: messenger RNA, 2429 nt
Organism: Daktulosphaira vitifoliae (grape phylloxera)
Lineage: Eukaryota; Metazoa; Arthropoda; Insecta; Hemiptera; Phylloxeridae
Gene: CycB3
Product: G2/mitotic-specific cyclin-B3
Exons: 10
Coding region: 208-1551 (447 amino acids)
Biological process (GO): mitotic cell cycle phase transition; regulation of cyclin-dependent protein serine/threonine kinase activity
Cellular component (GO): cytoplasm; nucleus; cyclin-dependent protein kinase holoenzyme complex
Molecular function (GO): cyclin-dependent protein serine/threonine kinase regulator activity
Source: RefSeq, a predicted model, not a curated record